CUCAUCGUAACCUAAUCGCUCAAUAGCUCUGUGUCUCGUGCUCAAUCGGUCAAUCGCUUUGCGUCUCUUGGUUCUUCACUUCGAUUUCACAGACAAACAAUCGUUUAAGGAGAUUCUUAUGGAGUUGAUUGUGAUAAAAAAAAGGAAGCUUUGCAGAUUGGCAUGGUCAAAAGUUUGCUUUAAGAAGCAACCAGGAUGCUUGGGAAUAACUUAUUUAGGCAGGAGAUUAACAGCUUUACGAGGUAAAUAUUUGAGGGAAGUUUUGGCUCUCAACAGCAAUGAAUAACCAACAGGCUUUCACAAUUGCUACUGAUGACAUCUCAACAGAUCCGACCGUUGAUCCAACCACCCAACGCAAGCAUGCUGCCAUGAUCGAACGCCUUUCCAACCUCCACCAGUCUCGUGUUUCCAGCAAAAGUAACGUGAAAGAUCCCUCCUUUGAAUCCACCCAAUCAUUUCUUUUGGUUUUCACAAACUCCAAACAAGCAAUCGAGACUUCCCUCGCCCAGAUUCAACAAAUACCAGAUUCGAAUCUGAACCAUGAUCUCAAAUCCGACCUUGAAAGAAUCUCUCUCUCCAUCUCUGAUCUCGAAAAAUUGGUCGCUGAAAACUCCUACUUUUUACCUCCGUAUGAAGUUCGAUCGUCCCUUAAAACCAUCUCCGACCUCAAACAAACCUUAGAUUCCGUCACUUCCAAAGUCAAACCCAGAAAAAAAUUCUCGUUCAAAAACAAACCCGCCAAGAAAUCUGAAACCGCCAAUGUUCUUGUUGACGCCGUCAACAAGAACGAGCCGGAACACCAGUCAAGCUACAAGGUUAAGGAUUCACCAGGGUUCAGGAGUAAAGAAAAUGAGGUUUUGGUAAAGGAAUUCAAAAGUUCGGAGGUUGGAGAAUAUGUGCUUUCGGAUCUGACCAAUUGUGAGGUGAGAUUGAAGGGAUGUUUCCGGACUUUGUUCAUAAACCGGCUGCAAAAUUGCAAGAUUUAUGUGGGUCCAGUAUUGGGUUCGAUCUUGAUCGAGGAAGUUGAAGGGUGUUUGUUCGUGGUGGCAUCUCAUCAGAUUCGUAUUCAUCAUGCUAAACAGAGUGAUUUUUAUCUGCGUUGUAGGAGUCGACCCAUAAUCGAGCAGAGUGUUGGGGUUCGAUUUGCACCAUACUGUUUGUCGUAUGAUGGGAUUGAAAGCGAUUUGAAGGAAUCAAAUCUGUACGAUGAUGCUGGGAAUUGGGCAAAUGUUGAUGAUUUCCAGUGGUUGAGAGCUGUUCAGUCACCAAAUUGGUCAAUUCUACCAGAAAAUGAACACAUUGAUUCAGUGAAAAUAUGAAUCUGCAAAGUUGAAUAAAACCCAACUAUCCGAACCUUUUGGCUUUGGCGAUAUACUGGUUUGGUUUGGUUUGGUUUGGUAUAUCUGAAUUUUGCCAUUUUUACCCUUGAGUAGGGAAAUUUACAUGUUUGUAGUUUGAAGAUUUUAGCAACUACUGUUAGUCCUGAGUUACUUCUUGUUCAUAUUUGCUACAUUUGUAAGCAACCCUCUUUAAAUUAGGGUAAUUAUUUACCCUAAAUCUUAAAAUAAAUGUUUACGAUA
Cynara cardunculus var. scolymus (artichoke) is the source of this 1580-nucleotide messenger RNA. RefSeq names its product tubulin-folding cofactor C. Gene Ontology annotation, biological process: tubulin complex assembly; post-chaperonin tubulin folding pathway. Bases 279 to 1319 code for a protein of 346 amino acids. Gene Ontology annotation, molecular function: tubulin binding. The record is from RefSeq and is a predicted model, not a curated record. Lineage: Eukaryota; Viridiplantae; Streptophyta; Magnoliopsida; Asterales; Asteraceae. The transcript has 3 exons. Gene Ontology annotation, cellular component: cytoplasm.